This is a messenger RNA of Puccinia triticina, 654 nucleotides long. RefSeq lists its product as uncharacterized. Bases 1 to 654 code for a protein of 217 amino acids. Lineage: Eukaryota; Fungi; Basidiomycota; Pucciniomycetes; Pucciniales; Pucciniaceae. The record is from RefSeq and is a predicted model, not a curated record. The transcript has 4 exons.
AUGGAAGGUUCCAUUAUCGGCUUCAAGCGGUUGGCAAAUCACUCCUGGUUUGAUUUCAGUGGAGUAUUUGCUAUAUCACAUACAACGGUCGAGAAUUACAAACAAUCUGCUGCGAUUCAAACGCUCAUGACACAAGUUAAAUACAAUGUUACUGGUGGUUUGACUGGGCUGGACGACCAUGCUUGUGCUCUUCUGAUUUAUAACACGAAGCUUUCCAACAAGUUAGCGUAUGGGAAACUUUACGCGCUCAAGGGAUUUCUUGUCGGCGCAAAAAGACACGAAAUGCCUUUUUUUAUGUGUGACAUCGAUGGAAAACAUGAGGUACCCGAAAACUAUCCAAAACAAGACAUUCAAAUUAGGUCCCUUGGUCGUGUCGACAAACCUCUCAGUGAUCUUGAUAAUCAACAACAUGAAAGCACCAUAUCUGUUGUUGUUCGCCAUGACGGUGUCAAUGAAGAUGACGAAGAAGAUCAAAGCAUUUUAGUUGAAUACGUCGUCCCUUGGAAUAAUUCUGCUAAAACGUUUUCCAAGGCUUUUACGGUUGGCAGACAAGUUUUGUUCUGUGGGACGUUAGGAGGGUGGAGUCGAAGGCUUGACAUGAUGAGCGUCAAGGUGACUAGCUGGUAUCUUCACGACGGACAAGUCGGGAAAUAG